Molecule: messenger RNA, 744 nt
Organism: Porites evermanni
Lineage: Eukaryota; Metazoa; Cnidaria; Anthozoa; Scleractinia; Poritidae
Source: the annotation of a GenBank genome assembly
AUGGAAGACAUUCGAGUUUCAGAGAAUGUAAGCCGAUAUGGGGAGGAAGAAAGCAAUCAAACAGGUGUUGGUAAACGGAGCAGAAAAGUUAAGUUUUCACGGCCGCUGGAAUAUUGGAAAGAAUAUGAUAAAGAAACUGGGAAUAUAAGUGAACUGAAAGACUCGAGGGUAAAAGAAAACUUGGCACUUCAGAGUAAGAAACGAACCGACACAAGUAGACAAAACAACGAUCCCAAAGGAAGGAAAAAAUCACCGAGCAUAGCAAACGUCGUUGAAGCCUUUCAAAAAAGACAGAAUGAAAAGCUGAAUGUGUUGAAACAGUCGGAAGAGGAAGAGAAGGAUUGUACAAGCGGAUGCAAACAAAACGUGAAACUCUCUGUGUUUACGCCAGGUUCUUUACACAUCAAAAAGCCAGACAAAAACAGAAAACUACAUUCUGUUGCAAACUGCCCUAAAUUAACAACGGACGACGGAGCACUUUUGUGUAAUUUUCACAAAGAAUCCUCGCGAAUCCAAAAUUACUGUACUUAUUCAUUUUCAACUUCUCUACGCAUGUUAACCAGCUUCAGAGAGCGUCCUUUUUUGCCGAUUGUUUGCUCAAGUCGUAAGUUAUACGAUGACCGUUUGCUUCCAAACACACCGGCGGAAAACUGUAUGAGAAGAAAUUAUGAGACUGCUGGAAAAGGCUUGCCGAACGUAGUGAAAAAAUUGAAAACACCAUACAUUGUACAAUUAUUUGAAUAA